CUUUGUUAUGGUGCCUGGUGGAGUUUGGCGAUUGUCGGCGUCGGCUUCUUUUCUUUUUUAGAAGCGGCGACUUAUGUUUUCAAUAUUUUGCAUUAAGUUUUCAUUAUUUCAUUCUUUUCAAUUAUUUCUGAAAUUUUGAAUCAUUUGAUUACACUUUGUAGAUGGUUUACGCUCGCUCUCACAUUCGUUGUCGAAAGUUAGUUCACUAUUCAUCACCGGCGUUGAAACGUCGAUUAUUCGUAUUCGGUUGUGGAUUGAAGUUGUUUACAAAUUUGUGCGUUCUUAUCUAGGUCUACGCAGAUUAGUAAUAAUAAAAAUAAUAAAAAUAAUAAUAAUAAUAAUAAUAGUAAUAGCAUAAGCUUCUUCUCGUUGAGCGGUCAGUUGUUCAUCACUUCAAAUCAAGGCUGAAAUAUGUUGUCGUUAGGACCUAAGAAGGAUGGCGGUCCUAAUGUCAAAUUUUUCGAGUCACCCGAAACCAUGGCACUAUUGGAAGGCGUUCGAACGUGGCUUUUGAAAAAUUGUAAAAAGCAUGUACAAGCGGAUCCGCCUACCAGCAAAGGUUUGUCGACGUUAAUCACGCAACUGAUACAGUUUCAAGAAGAUAAUUUGGGAAAGAAUGUCAGUAAACCACCGCCGUUGACGAGACUACCGAUGAAAUGUUUUAUAGAUUUCAAACCCGGUGGCGCUCUAUGUCAUAUUUUAGCGAGCGUGUAUAAAUUUAAAAGCGAACAAGGUUGGAGGAGAUUCGAUUUUCAGGUCAGUAAGAGUCCCUCUAGAAUGGACAGAAACAUCGAAAUGUUCAUGAACGUGGAAAAAGCCUUGAUACAAAAUAAAUGUUUGGUUAUGCCGCAAGUCUUCAUUCGUGCCGAUGUGGAAAAAAGUACCAAAGACAAAGUGAAAGAUAUUAUAAAACGUCAUCAAGGAUCUAUAACCGAUACCGAAGACGAAGCUACGCAUAUAAUAUACCCUGUGGUCGACCCAUCGGACGAGGAAUACGCCAGAGCGGUGUUUCGAAAUAAGGAAAGAUGGACUUUGUUGCAUUGGUACUACUUUCCAGAUUCGCACGACUCUUGGGUAAACACCGAAAUACCAGUCGAUCCUCCGGAAUUACCGCCGUCUUAUAACGCCAACUCCAAAUGGAAGGUUUCGGCUUCGUGGGCGUUGGAUUUAGAGCAGUACAACGAGUGGAUGUCGGAAGAAGAUUACGAGGUGGACGAUAGUGGUAGAAAGAAGGUGCAUAAGUUCCGUUUAUCGGUGGACGAUCUGAUGGCGGCCAUGGAUCCUGAACGAACGAAGAAAAAACAGAAACGCAAAAGAUCGCCUUCUCCGGAUUUACGUAAACAGUUGAAGCGAAAAAGCACGCGUGGACCAUCCACUCCGUCCACUCCGUCUAUGAAUAUUAAAAAAAUGAAAAACGACGACGACAGCGGCACGGACGAUCUAACUAAAGAUAUGGAAGAACCUAUUCCCGAACCUAACGUUCAAGAGAUCAACAUUACGAAACUUGCGCAUUCGACGACGAGCGCGUCGUCGUCUAAAAAAGACAGCGAUACGCAGCCGCUGAAAAGCGCCACCCUGACAGACUUGGACGAAGAAGCGGAUAAAGGUGAAGACAGUCAAGCAGCCAAAUUUCCCGUUGACCCGAAUAAUCAGGACGCGUCUGUCAAGGAUGAAGGCCAGGAGGACAACGUCACCGAACAAACUCACCACAUUAUUAUACCUAGCUACGCGGCCUGGUUCGAUUAUAAUUCCAUUCAUAUGAUCGAAAAACGGGCGUUGCCUGAAUUUUUCAACGGUAAAAAUAAAUCAAAGACGCCGGAAAUUUAUUUGGCGUAUCGUAACUUCAUGAUAGACACGUAUCGUUUGAAUCCGACCGAAUAUUUGACGAGCACCGCGUCCAGGCGAAAUUUGGCGGGAGACGUAUGCGCCAUUAUGAGAGUACACGCUUUCUUGGAGCAGUGGGGUUUAAUCAAUUAUCAGGUGGAUGCGGAUAGUCGACCGACGCCGAUGGGCCCUCCUCCUACGUCGCAUUUCCACGUGCUGUCCGAUACUCCGUCCGGCCUGCAACCCAUCAAUCCACCCAAAACGCCUCAACCCUCCGCCGCCAAAACCCUGCUCGAUUUGGAGAAACGUAACGAUUCGCUGACCGCAGUCAAGAAAACUGAACCUCUAGACAGCAAUGCAAACUUCGGAUUGAGAUUAGAUCAGUACGGCAAACGCGCUGGUCUAUUGAAAAAUAAAACUGCCGCCGGCUUGACCAGAGAUUGGUCGGAACAAGAAACGUUGCUGCUGUUGGAAGCGUUAGAAUUGUACAAAGACGACUGGAAUAAAGUAUGCGAACACGUCGGUACCCGCACGCAAGACGAAUGUAUUCUGCACUUUUUAAGACUACCCAUCGAGGAUCCGUACUUGGAAGAUUUUGAAACUGGAGGAGCUCUCGGCCCGCUCGCCUAUCAGCCUAUUCCAUUUAGCAAAGCGGGUAAUCCCAUCAUGUCGACGGUUGCGUUUCUCGCAUCUGUCGUCGAUCCUAGAAUCGCGUCGACCGCUGCCAAAGCUGCCAUGGAAGCGUUUGCCGAAAUUAAAGAUGAAGUUCCGGCUUCGUUGAUGGAUUCGCAUAUAAGAAACGUCGAAGCUUCCAUCGUCGAUGGCAAAUUCGAUCCAACCGCCGGUUUACUGCAGAGCGGUAUUGCCGGCACCGAAAAAGAAGACGACGGCUCGCCCGGCGGCGUUGAUAAAUCGAAAAAAGAACUCGGCUCGACUACCGAAACGGCGACCAAAGAGAGUGGUGGCGGCGGCGGCACUGGCACCGCUUCACCCGAGUCGGAGAAAUCGGCCGCGGAAUCGGCGAGCGUCGCUACCGAAGUCAAAGACGCGUCUGCGGAGAAGCCGAUCGCAAACGACGACGAUUCAUCGUCCGCCUCUGGCGCAGACGCGCCCAAAAAGGAAACGACGUCCGAACGCGCAGCCGACGAAGCUACCGAUUCCAAAGAAGACAACGAACGUAGCAAAUUAAUCAAAGACGCGCAACUGCAGUCGGCUGCGGCUGCCGCGCUAGCUGCGGCCGCUGUGAAAGCCAAACAUUUGGCGGCCGUCGAAGAGCGUAAAAUCAAGUCGCUAGUCGCCUUGCUCGUCGAAACCCAAAUGAAGAAAUUAGAAAUCAAGUUACGUCACUUUGAAGAAUUAGAAACCACCAUGGAAAAAGAACGCGAAGGAUUGGAGUAUCAGCGUCAGCAGCUAAUUACCGAACGUCAGCAAUUCCAUUUAGAACAAAUUAAAGCGGCAGAAUUUCGCGCUCGUCAGCAAGCGCAGCAACGUAAUGCUGCCGAACAACAACAACAACAGCAGCAGCAACAGCAACAACAACAACAACAACAGCAGCAGCAGCAGCAACAACAACAACAACAACAGCAGCAGCAGUCGUAGACUAUUACGGAUGAAUUUUGAUUUCGUUCUCGCGUAAUUUCUUUCGUUUUCGUUUUUGUUUCUAUCGCUUCGGGUGCGCUAUUUUUUUUUUUUUUAAAUUGUCGAUUUCGACACGCGCCCUUGUACAAAUGAUUACUAAGCUGUAGAAUUUUUCAAAUACCAAAAACAGCCAAUCAUCGUCGUAAGAAUUGUAUCGUUUGUACGCGCGGGCACAUCGAAUUUGAGACGUACGUGCUUGCUGUUGGAUUAGAUGAUUGUUUUUUGUUUUUUACUUUUUUUAAAUUAUAUUUAUCGCGUAUGUAAGUACUAAGUAUUUCGUAAUUUGUCGUAGUGUUGGGCAAACGAUACGAUAUUUUUGAAAUAUCGCAGAUGUCGAUAUUUCGAAAAAUAUAGACCAUACGGCGAAAGAGUAUUUUCGGUAUUGAAAAUUCAUCGGAAUUUCAUGAAAAAUGCGAGAAAAGAAGCAAAAUUUCAUCAAUUUCUAGUCCGAAAUAUCUCGAAAUAGGCGCAACCGAAAAUUGUUUUCAAUAAUUCUACGCUGCGCGUGUUAUGCGUAAGUAUUCGUACUUUACGUAUUUUUGAUUUCCUUUAUUCAAACAUCGAAUUUAGUGACGAAGAAAGGUCAUAGACGUGCGUUUUGCUGCAUUUUUAAUCUCAAAAAAUUGGUCUAGAAAAUAUCGAUAUCGAAUUUUUGAGAAAAUUGCCCAGCACUGAUUUGUCGAGUUGGCUUUUGAAGCGUCGAAUUGGUUUUCGUUGGUUUAAUAUGUACGUAUGUAUAUUGUAUAUAUAUGUAUUUAUAUAUUUAUUUAUUUUUAAGCGCGCAUCGCGCAUAUUAUUCGAGUACGAGUACGAAUACGAGUAACCGCGUAAUCGUGUAAUAUCAAUUCGACCGUUGGUAGUUAGCAUUCGCUUUUUUAUUAAAAUACGAGUACGAAGAAAAUACCAUGUACCCAUCGAGUCGAUGAGAUGCGUUGAAAUGUUCGCCUUGUCGCCACAAGUUGCUGAAGGUGACAGUAAAAUUAAGCUAGUAUAUGUAGUACCUUACCUUGUAUUCAUUUAUAUUUGUAUAAUGGCGUUCGUGUUUCUUCGGACAAAGACGUGCCGAACGUAAUAAAAUUGUGCAAGUA
This is a messenger RNA of Planococcus citri (citrus mealybug), 4550 nucleotides long. RefSeq names its product SWI/SNF- related protein mor (gene mor). Gene Ontology annotation, cellular component: SWI/SNF complex. The coding region runs from base 412 to 3423 and encodes 1003 amino acids. The transcript is spliced from 15 exons. Gene Ontology annotation, biological process: positive regulation of DNA-templated transcription. Lineage: Eukaryota; Metazoa; Arthropoda; Insecta; Hemiptera; Pseudococcidae. Gene Ontology annotation, molecular function: histone binding; DNA binding. The record is from RefSeq and is a predicted model, not a curated record.